Messenger RNA from Stylophora pistillata, 1285 nucleotides. RefSeq names its product neo-calmodulin. Gene Ontology annotation, molecular function: calcium ion binding. NCBI's taxonomy places the organism in Eukaryota, Metazoa, Cnidaria, Anthozoa, Scleractinia, Pocilloporidae. Gene Ontology annotation, cellular component: myosin II complex. The record is from RefSeq and is a predicted model, not a curated record.
CGUCGCGCGUUUAACACUUGGGUCGCGUGCCAAGCUUAGCCAAUCAGCGCGCUUCUUUAUAUUCGGGGGGAAAAUAAUGGAUUGCAAAUAUUGUCAGACAAGGAGCACAACUUAAGGAUCACUGAACCACCUGGUGUAGUCGAUUUUUGAUGCUUCGUUCAGGCAGUCUAGAGUACCUCCUCUAGAGCAAGAAGUGUGGUGGACAGCGCUUCGACUGAAAAUGGCCACCGUAACCCCGGACGACGUGCAAUCUUUCAAAGCAGCGUUCGAUGUUUUCGACCACGACAAAACCGGAGAAAUAGAAUACGUGGAUUUUCCCAACGCAGUUCGAUCCCUCGGCUUCAACCCAACGAACAACCAAGUGGCCGAGGUGCUCAAAGCUUGCAACAAGAGCGAAAAGGAUAAAAUUAAUUUUGACGAAUUUGCAGAAAUGUUGGGGAAAUUUAAUGAAUGCAAGAAGGAGGACGCCGAAGAAUCACUCCGCGAGGCAUUCAAGAAGUUCGACCGUGACGGUAACGGCUACAUAUCCCCGGAUGAACUACUGUACGUUGUAUGUAACAGCGGCGAGAAGUUGAGCCGAGAAGAAGCGGAGGAACUCAUCAGCAUGUUUGACAAAAACGAUGACGGCCAGUUGUCCUGGGAGGAGUUUGUGGAGUUCUUCAAAUGCGACAGAGAAGCCACAGAAGGUAACAUGACCAUCCCGGAAGAGACUUCCCGAGGAGAACCACAGCUAAUUUAGAGGUGUCACAUUGAGGAUUUUGUCACGCAACAGUCACAGUAAGUCACACAACACUCGAGACCAAGCUGGUUGGUUACCUUCGCAAAAAGAUCAAACAGUGACUGUAUCGAAAUCUCAGAUUUAUUUCAGAAUGACUUCGCAAAUAUCUUCCUGAUCGAUGGUCUAACAGUUAUUAUUUAGGUGACAUUGAUCUCAUGCAUGAUUGUUCAAGUUCCUUCAAUUUCUUUGUGGCUUCAAAACCUUAUUAUACUGUAAAGAUUUCCCUUUUCAAAGUUUUUUUAAUUUGUACCUAACUUACAACAUGGCCCAAUUGAAUGACUCCGCAAUAUUCACAGUCGUUUGCAUCGCAUUUUCGUUCAUAACUUUAAGAAUAUGCUUAAACCAUUUUAAAUGUGAAAAUCUGCAUCUUUUUCAAUUUGUAUUGUAGGAAGAGUUAAGCCAUCUAUUCUUAGACAAACUUGAAAACCACAUCAACUUGUCUGAGUACGGUUCUCACCGGUUUGUUAUCCCAGUGUAAAGUGAAAAUAAAUGACUAGCUUUAUCACA